AUGAUUACAGAUGUGAUGAGUCGUCUGAAGACCUUGGUCCAAGAGAAACAACGUGUUCCCAUGACCUACGAAAAGUUCACCAUACUGGCGGCUAAGAUCAAGUUCAAAGCGGAUGUAUCUGAUGAGGACAAAAGAGACUUCAUCUUGUUUUGGGAAUUGAUUGCAUUCAAUGUUGGGGAGGCACAUAGUCACAGAAGGAUGAUGAAGAACUUUAAUGAGGAAGUUUGA
Molecule: messenger RNA, 228 nt
Organism: Lithohypha guttulata
Lineage: Eukaryota; Fungi; Ascomycota; Eurotiomycetes; Chaetothyriales; Trichomeriaceae
Exons: 1
Coding region: 1-228 (75 amino acids)
Source: RefSeq, a predicted model, not a curated record